AUGUUCUUGAAAGAAAAUGGAGAUGAAAGCAAAGCUAUGCAAGGUUCAAUCGCCAUUUCAUCCAAAACAAGAACACAAUCUGUCAGUCUAGCUCCGGCCAUGGCAGGCGAAGCACGUGCUGAUAUUCGCUCUGAUACCAACGACAUGCAGUGUAAAAAGUGUAAAAGUAAAGUCGUGAACUUUGUUAAAUGUGUUAACUGUGAUUCAUGUUUUCACGCUAGCUGUGCAAAAAACAUGAAAUGUCUCAUUAUUGAUAAAAAUUUCGUCAAAUGUUGUGAAAAACAAGACGAAAAAACGAACCUAGAGGACGAUGCAGAAAGUGCUUUCUUUGAUGCAAUAGAUAAUAUUAGCUGCAAUAACAAAAUUGACAUAGGCAUCUUCAAAUAUGUUAUCAAACAAAAAGAUUUGAUUAUCGCCGAGCUGAAUGAUAAAAUUAAAAUUUUGAAGGAACACUUGGCUGUUUCGAAUCAACAAAAACCUGCUUUGAUAAAAACGCCAAUACCUGAUAGUGAUAAGAUUCAAAACGAAGACAAAGUGCCAAUUAAAUAUUCGAAGCCAGUAGCGCCGAAGAAUACUAUGAAAGAAAAAGGAGCUAAUGGAAAGGAAAAGGAGAUAUCUUCCAAAGACGUGAAUAAUGCGAUUUUGGAGGCUGAAUCCAGAAGGAUAUGUGAUAAAUAUGUGAACAUUGAAUCUGGUCCAUCUACAAGUGAUCACGAGAAACCAAAUGAUGAAACCAUUCAUAAUAAGUGGAUUACAGUUGAGCACAAACGUCCAAAGAGGAAACCCAGAGAUAACAACAUAGUAGUUGGAAAUUUCUCUGGUAGAACUUCAGUUGUAGGCGUUGAGAAAUGCCUGAAUCUACACGUUUACAACCUAAAACCUGAUACCACGAAAGAAGAGCUACUUACUUUUUUAACUCCUAUAUUUCCAGGAAUAGAAUGCGAACUGUUACAAUCUAGGCAUCCUGAUCGUCCUGAAAAUCCUGAGAUGCCAGGAGAUGCUAUUCCGGAAGACUUCGAUUCUGACGAUUCUGUUAGAGAUCCUGAUUUUGAAAUUUCUGAUCAAGAUGUUGAUGAGGUGAUGGAACAUGAGAUUGUAUCAGAAGAUGAUGUCAUUCCUGACAGGAAGAACAAUGAUCGAAGUGGAGAUGUGAUUGAAUACACAAAGAAAGGUUCUAUCCGGAAGCGAAAGCGACUGGAAGGGUCAAAAUGUGCAAGAAAUGAGGAUAAAAUUGAAGCAUUCGGUGCAACCCUCCUGUGUGUGUAA
Molecule: messenger RNA, 1266 nt
Organism: Phaedon cochleariae (mustard beetle)
Lineage: Eukaryota; Metazoa; Arthropoda; Insecta; Coleoptera; Chrysomelidae
Source: the annotation of a GenBank genome assembly